CAGGUGUGCGAUGCGACUGUCCCACUGACAGCUGGACUAUUCUUCGGAGUUAAUGUUUAGUUUGCAUUGUUUAUCAUUAGUGAUGUGGUGAUAUCUUGAAAUUUAGUACGUAUUGUGCAAAAAGGCUGGGGCAAGUUUUCAAUAUGGGGUUUUGAAUUACUGUAUAACAAGAACUUAUUAGAUAACAAACAGUUGGUUAUGUUUUGAUUUAUCCAUACCGUACAUAAAAUAUUCUAUUCAUUUUAAUCUGUUAAAAAAUUAAAGGGUUAAAUUGUCCUACCUGUAAAAUAAAACUAGACUUACAAUGUCUUGCCAAAUGAGUGCUUUUGGGAUCUAUUGUUGAUUUAGAAGGUGUAAAGAAAUGUUUGUAUUUGGGGCAUUUAACAAGUGGAAAUCUUUCUUUAAAAAAUUCUCAGUCUCAAGAAAAAAAGACUGUAAACAAUGAAGAUGCAUGGGGCUGGUCGAUUGAGGAUGCUGAGAAACCCGUGGUAGUGUCGCACCCGAAUUGGUUGGAUGAGUGUGGGUUUUCUCUGUCCCCUACAGGAGAGCUGAUGGCACUCACCUACCGCCAGAACCUCGUUAUAUUAAUGUCCAAAUGGGACAGCAGUGAAGAGUCAAGCUCAAAAACCAAAUACCACAUGGUGUGGCAUGGUGACCCCUGUCAGGAACACAAUGAGCUGAUCACCUGCGUGUGUGCGCUGCCCCUAGCUGCUCCACAGACCCACAGAUCCUCACACUCUGUCCCAGAUUGGACCUGUAUUGCCCUCGGAUUCUCCAGUGGCGCCCUUCGGUUCUAUACUGAGAAAGGGGACCUGCUCUUCUCAGAAGUGUUGGAGGAGGGACCGGUAGUGAGUAUCAAGUGUCAGACCGUCAGUCCUUCACGUUACAGUGGUCAUCCAGAGCUAACGGAGGAGUUGCAUGUCACUUACCGCACUGUCGUCUGCUCAGUCUACGGGUUCGUGCUCGGCAACACACUGCGGGCCUGCAGGAACCAGCUGGCUCGAGUGCAAGCCAACUGUAGUGACACCAUAGUAGCUCCACCUCUGUCACUGCACAAGUGGAAUCUCCCUGACCAGGACAACAUGUUGGACUGUGCAGUUGGGCUGCCUCAGUGUCCCUCUGCUUUCUCACACCUCCACAUCGCCUCUGUGUGUGGAGGGUUUGGGACCUGGUACCGCCCCUCUCCACCCCAGAGCUCUCUGGUGGUGGCAGCCGGAAACAAACCCUUUGUCGGCUUCCAUUACAUUGUAGAGGGUAGUAAUGCUCCCGUCCUCACAGAUGUUGUCAAGGCCGUCGGCACAAAGCUCAAGUCUGCGCUGAACCAAGCUGUUCCAAGUUGGUUCCUUGGAGGACGUAAACCAAAUCCACCACCUGAAAAAGAAAAAGUUAUCAUCGAACCAGCGGAACCCAUGUCUUGCAGGUUCGGACUGUGUGACCUGUGGCGUCAGGGGACCUCGGUAACCAUGUCACCUCACCGCAACCUCUGUGUGGUCUCGGACUCGCUUGGCAGGGUUACGCUCAUCGACAACUCCACAGGGCUGGCUCUCAGGAUGUGGAAAGGUUACCGGGACGCGCAGUGCGGCUGGUUGACAGCAGAGGAGGAACAGAGCAAAGGGCGCAAGAGGUUGGCCCUGUUCCUGGUCAUCUAUGCUCCCAAGAAGGGCAUUGUGGAGGUGUGGGCCAUGCAGCAGGGUCCUAGAAUUGCUACCUUUACUGCCUCCAAGAACGGCAGAUUGUUCUACAUCGGCCACGGGCUAUUAGGAGUCUCCAGUGUGGGUAACAGGAACCCCAAUCGAAGCGCAACUCCGUGUGUCUUUGUGGACGAAUGUGGUGUUCUUACUGAAAUUUCGAUACCAUUCCAUUGUGCAUUAAGUGACAAGAACAGCAAGCGUGCUCGUGAUAUUCACCUGGUGCGAAAGCUACGACAGCUGCUGAAGACUGGUGAUGGAGAACAGACAGCUGACAGUGUAACUACUCUGUGUCGAGAGCUACAGACCCACACAGUGCGAGCUCAGGCUCUGGAUCUACUGACCUCCAGUCGCAGGGUGGCAGCCAACACUCUGCUGGAGGUGGUUGAGGGGUUUCUGCACACGUUGGAAUGUGUUGGCUUGGAAGCAUUCUCAGUUUUGCACAGUCACACUAUAAGUCAACACAGUCUAUCAGUUCGAUCAGUUUGGCUUCCGACAAGGUCUUUCUACGACUAA
Messenger RNA from Homalodisca vitripennis (glassy-winged sharpshooter), 2204 nucleotides. RefSeq names its product rab3 GTPase-activating protein non-catalytic subunit-like. The transcript is spliced from 13 exons. The coding region runs from base 552 to 2204 and encodes 550 amino acids. Gene Ontology annotation, biological process: regulation of GTPase activity. Lineage: Eukaryota; Metazoa; Arthropoda; Insecta; Hemiptera; Cicadellidae. The record is from RefSeq and is a predicted model, not a curated record.